Rhizoctonia solani is the source of this 1365-nucleotide messenger RNA. RefSeq names its product FAD-dependent oxidoreductase. Lineage: Eukaryota; Fungi; Basidiomycota; Agaricomycetes; Cantharellales; Ceratobasidiaceae. The record is from RefSeq and is a predicted model, not a curated record. The transcript is spliced from 7 exons. Gene Ontology annotation, molecular function: sarcosine oxidase activity; proline dehydrogenase activity; flavin adenine dinucleotide binding. The coding region runs from base 1 to 1365 and encodes 454 amino acids.
AUGCCCCAUCCAUCCGUUUUAAUUCUAGGCGCAGGAUGCUUCGGACUUUCAACUGCUUAUGAACUCCUUCAGCGCGGUUACCAAAACGUAACCAUCAUUGACCGGGCCAGCGAGCUUCCCGCUCCAGAUGCUGCUUCGACAGACUUGAACAAAAUUGUCCGUUCUGCUUAUCGAAACCGCGCAUACACACGGCUCGCGUUGGAAUCCAUUCGGGAUUGGAAAACAGGAGACUGGGAUAAUGCCUACCACGAGUCAGGCGUUCUGGUUUGCGGAGGUGCCGACGGCACGAUCUACUCGAAAGCAGCGCACGAAAACGACUUAGCUGCUGGAUGUAGGGUGGAAUUGUUGCCCAAAGUAACAGACGUCAGGCGGUGUUUUCCUGCUGGAGUAGCACUCGGUGAAAUUGCAGCCGCGAAAGAUGAAAACAGUGGGCUCGCGCGGAAUUGGGCGUAUUUCAACAAAGAUGGGGGAUGGGUAGCCGCGACAGUGGGGAUGAAGGCGCUCCUGAGGCGUGCUCGUACGUAUGAGGGUCGAGGAUUGACCAUUUUGACCGGGCACCGGGUGACUGGAUUGGAGAUCGACCAGCAAGGUCAGGCCGUGGGGGUAAAAGUAACUACAAAUGGCAACGAAGAGAUUUUUUCUGCCGAUGUACUUGUUUUGGCUACGGGGGCCUGGUCUUCUUCCUUGUUCCCAGAUGAAUCAUUUGGAUUAGCGAAACUGAUGCAGGCGACAGGACAUACAUCCCUGACCGUCCAGCUCACACCGGAAGAGUACGAGAUUUACAAAAAUGUACCCACCCUGUUUGACAAGGAAACCGAUUUGUAUACUAUGCCACCGACUCCAUCCGGUCUGCUCAAAUGGGGGCUACAUCACAAGGGGGCUGUUUCGGCCCACAGCGUUUCAACCCCUCGAACAGGAGUCUCCAAGGACAAUGAUUCGCCACUUGAUUCCACGGCUCGAGUCGGAGUGGACGGAGCUGGCGCGUCAUGUGCAGUCCCGAAGCGUAUGUUGAAGCCCAUGCGUGAUGCGAUGAGGAAGUUGUACCCAGAUAUUGCCGACCGAGACUUUGCUUCGAGCCGGAUUUGUUGGUACGCAGAUACAAGCGAUGAGGAUUGGAUCGUUGAUUAUCAUCCUGACCACCCUCGUUUGCUCCUGGCUACCGGCGGCUCGGGCCAUGGAUUCAAAUUCCUGCCUGUUCUUGGCCGAGUUAUCGCCGACCGACUUGAGAACAAGUUGGACGUCGAGUCACGAGAUCUCUUUUCAUUCACCAGAGUCCGCUCUGAUGAACAUGUGGAGCGCGCUGGAGAGAGCUUCGAGAUUGUGGAAGAGGAACUAACUAUUCCCACCGACCUGAAAGCGAAGUGA